AAGCAGGGGUGUGAUCGUGGCGGACUCGAAAACCUUACCCUCUUCCUUUUAUCAGGUCUCAAGGAAGAAGCCAAAGCAGGGGGCAUCGCUCACUCUAGUUCAGCUCACAGAUUGGUUGACGCUACAAACCUAUAAUGACGAUUGUAAGCUAUGCUGGCAUUACGAGACCUAGUUUUUUGCUUGCACAUCCAGAGUUACCUGUUCUCGUCUAUUGCAAACUACAGCUAAACUCUAUAUCAACUCUUAGAAUCCCAAGUAAUGACAUGAAGAGGACUGGGGUCACAAGAUUUCGGUGUUAUGUUGCUGAGAGAACGUUUGAAUCAACUUCUGUGGGUUCAUCUCUAUCCAACACAGGUAAUGUUCGUUUGGGUCGGAAGCAAAGAAGCUCUUCAUCCCUCUAUAGUCGACCUAGUUUGCUGGAAAUGAAAAAUGAGAAGAUAGCAAAUCGUGCCAAGGUUUAUGAAUUCUUAAGGGGAAUUGGUAUUGUCCCUGAUGAACUUGAUGGGUUGGAACUUCCUGUGACUACUGAGGUUAUGAGGGAACGUGUUGAUUUCCUUCACAAAUUAGGUCUCACAAUUGAGGACAUCAACAACUACCCACUUGUGCUUGGUUGCAGUGUGAAGAAGAACAUGAUUCCGGUGCUUGACUAUCUUGGAAAAUUGGGUGUUAGGAAAUCCACUUUCACUGAGUUCUUAAGAAGAUAUCCCCAAGUCCUUCAUGCUAGUGUUGUUGUAGAUCUAGAUCCAGUGGUCAAAUAUCUUCAAGGAAUGGAUAUCAAGCCAAAUGAUGUCCCUCGGGUGCUUGAGAGAUAUCCUGAAAUUCUGGGGUUCAAGCUUGAAGGGACCAUGAGCACAUCAGUGGCUUAUUUGGUAGGAAUUGGGUUAGCAAGGAGAGAAGUUGGAGGGGUUUUAACUAGAUACCCAGAGAUUUUGGGGAUGCGAGUAGGACGGGUGAUCAAGCCUUUUGUGGAGUAUCUUGAAAGCUUGGGCAUACCAAGACUAGCUGUAGCUAGAUUGAUAGAAAAGCGACCUCACAUCCUUGGUUUUGGAUUAGAGGAACAGGUGAAACCAAAUGUUGGAUCCCUUUUAGAGUUUAAUGUAAGAAAAUCCUCACUUCCUUCUGUGGUAGCACAAUAUCCUGAGAUUAUUGGAAUUGAGCUGAAUGAAAAACUUCGGGGUCAACAGUGUUUACUUCAUUCAGUUAUUGAUUUGGGCCCUGAGGACUUUGGCAGAGUUGUUGAGAAGAUGCCACAGGUUGUCAGCCUUAGUAGACUACCUAUUGUGAAACAUGUGGAUUUCCUUAAAGACUGUGGAUUCUCGUUGCAACAAGUGAGGGCAAUGGUUGUGGGAUGUCCCCAUUUGCUUGCUUUGAAUCUUGACAUUAUGAAACACAGUUUUGAUUACUUCCAAGUCGUGAUGGAAAGACCUUUGGAUGAUUUGGUUACUUUCCCUGCUUUCUUUACAUAUGGUUUGGAGUCCACUAUAAAACCAAGACAUAAGAGGGUUGCAAAGAAGGGCAUGAAGUGUUCACUUUCAUGGCUCCUUAACUGCUCUGAUGAGAAGUUUGAGCAACGAAUGGAGUAUGACACUAUUGACAUGGAGGAGAUGGAGAUGCCAUCAUUUGACAUGAAUACUCUGACGGAACCAAGGAGUGAAGAUUCUGCUUCUGACUAUGAUGACAGUGAUGAUGAGCACAUUUAGAGCUAUUAGUCAGAUGUAAGAAGUGGUCUGCAUUGGAGGAUCUUGGCUUCAUGAAAUUGAUUUUCAUGUUGAGUAGAUGCAAUUUCAAAGCUGGACUUUGCAGGAAGUAACUGAUGGUAAAAUACUAGUCGGCAUUUGGGUUAUGUGGGUGAAUGUGAAGGGAUCCUGAUGGAUACAAUUGAUCUCACAAUACCAACCCAAAAUGUGAAUAUGGCGGUGUCCUGCUUAUCCCUUGAAAGAGCAUUUUCCUCCCACAACAGAGGGCUAGGUCAUUGAGCUUGUACUAUUUAUAAUUAUAAACAUGCUACAGCUUGUGAUGCUAAAUUACAUUAGUCCCUGUAUUAUCAUACUGUUGGUCUUCAUCCAUUCUAUCUGGAGCUUUUUCACGAACCAGUUCAACAAACAGAACUUUGUUUUGGUGUUUAAUUUUUCA
Molecule: messenger RNA, 2133 nt
Organism: Populus euphratica (Euphrates poplar)
Lineage: Eukaryota; Viridiplantae; Streptophyta; Magnoliopsida; Malpighiales; Salicaceae
Gene: BSM
Product: Mitochondrial transcription termination factor family protein
Exons: 3
Coding region: 135-1700 (521 amino acids)
Biological process (GO): developmental process; regulation of DNA-templated transcription
Molecular function (GO): double-stranded DNA binding
Source: RefSeq, a predicted model, not a curated record